Messenger RNA from Pyrenophora tritici-repentis Pt-1C-BFP, 876 nucleotides. The record is from RefSeq and is a predicted model, not a curated record. Lineage: Eukaryota; Fungi; Ascomycota; Dothideomycetes; Pleosporales; Pleosporaceae.
AUGAGUGUCAUCCACACGGAAGACGUUCAUACUAUCUCUACAAUUGCCAUCAGCAAGACUCAGACAGACAUCGAGAAGACACCUUCUGGCCCUGUUCUUCCGCCGAAAGCCAAUGGAUCUUACAAGGUUGAUCGGCGGGUCGUUGAAGUCCCAAAGACCUAUUCUUGGGGUGAGCUGGAAGAUGCAACGGAAACAUACUUCUUAAUUACGGCUUUCCGGGAUGUAUGCAAGCAACCCGCGGACCCACUCAAACUGGCUGCAGGACUUGCAGAUAUGCACCAACGCUCGAUCUCUCCGACUGGAAAAUUCGGAUUUCAUUUCUCGACAUGUCACGCAAAGAUUGCCCAAGCUAUCGAUACCUGGGUAGAAUCAUGGUGUACUCUUUACGGACGCCACCUGGAAUAUGUCAUCGAGCUUGUUAAGCCGAUUCUUAAGUGGCCAGAGUUUGACGUUGUUUGCGACCUCACAUUGAAGAAGGUGGUGCCGCGUCUUCUACUGCCUCUACAAGCAGACGGCAGGACCCUGAAGCCUUGUCUUUUGCACGGUAAUUGCUGGGAUGGAAACAUAGCGGUGGAUGCUAAGACUGGUGAGGCCUUUGUGUUCGACACGUGCUCUUUCUACGGACACAACGAAUAUGACACUGGAAACUGGAGAGCACCAAGGCACCGGCUGAGUAGCAAAGCCUACAUCCGCAACUAUAAGCGUUGUUUUCCGCUAUUUUGCCCCGACGAUCUCAAAGCGGAGAUGACCAAGCUCAGCCGGAGUACGGUUUCCACUGACGCGGAAAAUAAUGGCUGGAUGACUGACCAAGACUACGAUGACACGGUAGCAGGGGCGUCUGAGAGUGAAGAAGAAGAGGAGGAGUUGCCAUUAUAG